CACUGCGCACGCGCGGUAGCCGGCGAGUCUCUCUCGCUCUCCCGUUGCCAAGAUGGCGGACGACAGUGAGGCAGCAGUGAAGCGGCCGCCGGGGGAGGAGAACGUCCACGGGCACUGCAGCGACUGCGAGAACGAGGCCGAGCACAGCCACAACCGAGGAGGCCUCAGCCCUUCCGAUGACAGUGCGGGGAAGCAGAAGAAGAAGAAACCGAAACAGAAGAAAGAAAAGGGGGAGCAGAUUGAUUUGGCUCAAGACCAAUCAGCCAAGGUCAAUUCGUUGCCCUUGCAGGUCAAUUCGUUGCCUGCAGAAAGGAUCCAGGAGAUUCAAAAGGCCAUCGAACUCUUCUCAGUAACUCAUGGACCUGCCAAGACAAUGGAGGAAGCCACCAAGCGCAGCUACCAGUUCUGGGACACCCAGCCGGUCCCCAAGUUAGGAGAAGUAGUGAACACGCACGGGCCCGUCGAACCAGACAAGGACCAGAUCCGCCAGGAGCCCUACACCUUGCCUCAGGGCUUUAUGUGGGAUGCCCUGGACUUGGGGGAUCGAGGUGUGCUCAAAGAGCUGUACACCCUACUCAACGAGAACUACGUGGAAGACGACGACAACAUGUUCCGGUUUGAUUAUUCGCCAGAGUUCCUCUUAUGGGCCUUGCGUCCUCCCGGCUGGCUCCCCCAGUGGCACUGCGGCGUGAGAGUCAUCUCGAGCAAGAAGUUGGUGGGCUUCAUCAGUGCUAUUCCAGCAACUGUUCACAUAUAUGAGGUGGAAAAGAAAAUGGUGGAGAUAAACUUCCUGUGUGUGCACAAGAAGCUGCGUUCCAAGCGGGUGGCGCCAGUUCUCAUCAGAGAAAUCACCCGACGGGUGCACUUGGAGGGGAUUUUCCAGGCUGUGUACACUGCAGGGGUGGUGCUUCCAAAACCGGUGGGGACCUGUCGGUAUUGGCACCGGUCCCUGAAUCCACGCAAGCUGAUCGAAGUGAAGUUUUCCCACCUGAGUAGGAACAUGACUAUGCAGCGAACUAUGAAGCUUUAUCGGCUACCAGAGACUCCCAAGACUCCAGGGCUGCGGCCGAUGGAGCACCGAGACAUCCCUGCUGUGCACAGACUCCUGGCCGAAUACCUGAAGCAGUUCCACUUGACCCCGGUCAUGAAUCAGGAGGAGGUGGAGCACUGGUUCCUGCCCCAGCCCAACAUCAUCGACACCUUUGUGGUUGAGAAUGCCAGUGGAGCGGUGACUGACUUCCUGAGUUUUUACACCCUGCCCUCCACGAUCAUGAACCAUCCCACUCACAAGAGCUUAAAGGCAGCCUACUCUUUUUACAACGUCCACAGCAAGACCCCACUCCUAGACCUCAUGAACGAUGCCCUCAUAUUGGCCAAGCUGAAGGGCUUUGAUGUUUUCAAUGCACUGGACCUCAUGGAGAACAAGACUUUCCUGGAGAAGCUGAAAUUCGGGAUCGGAGAUGGAAACUUACAGUAUUACCUUUACAAUUGGAAAUGCCCCAGCAUGGGGCCAGAGAAGGUGGGCCUGGUGCUGCAGUAGUGAGUCGUACCCAGAGAAGGGCAGGCGGAGCCACCGAAGAGCCGGGCCAGAUGGGAAGGAUUGGUCCUCGUGGUUCCUUUUCCCACAGAGGUGUGGACCUUUUGCAGAAGAGGCCGCGCCUGCUGGCCUGGCCACAGGAACCAUCCACUGACACACCUGGUGAUUGUCUCGUGGGCCUCGGAGCACCCCGGCCCGUCGGCACCCGCGGUUGGCCUCUCACCCCUGCCCCCCCCCCCAACCCCCGGUUAAUCGCAUCUUCGUACAAAUACGAUCAGGGGAAUGUAACUGUUGAAAAUUGGUUCACGAUUGACAUAGAUUGGAGUUAACGGGUGAAUAGUAAUAAAUAAAUAUAUAUAUAUAUAU
Messenger RNA from Sphaerodactylus townsendi, 1903 nucleotides. RefSeq names its product N-myristoyltransferase 1 (gene NMT1). The transcript has 12 exons. Gene Ontology annotation, biological process: N-terminal peptidyl-glycine N-myristoylation. Gene Ontology annotation, molecular function: glycylpeptide N-tetradecanoyltransferase activity. The coding region runs from base 53 to 1540 and encodes 495 amino acids. Gene Ontology annotation, cellular component: cytoplasm. Lineage: Eukaryota; Metazoa; Chordata; Lepidosauria; Squamata; Sphaerodactylidae. The record is from RefSeq and is a predicted model, not a curated record.